AUGCCCGUCCAGCAGCAUGUGCUGAACUGGCUAUACAGUGUCCUCACCAGCGAAUAUCAUGAUGUGAAUCGUGCCUACAACGAUGUUGCGCAAGCCCUUGACAGGUUUUCUUCUCUAUCACCUCGAACCGAUGUACAUACAACCCGUCGCAUCCAGAUAUUGACCUCACCAGCGUUUUCGAACGGCGCCAAUGCCCUACUACUUCAUCUCUCGGGGACACUCCCUGUCAACUUUCGUGGAACGACAUACAGGUUCCCCUUAUCAAUAUGGGUGCCACACGCAUACCCACGAGAACCACCCAUGAUAUACGUUGUACCAACCGAGACGAUGAUGAUACGCCCGGGACAACACAUUGAUCCGCAAGGUUUCGUAUAUCACCCAUAUCUAGUGGGAUGGGCUGAAUUCUGGGAUAAGUCGAAUCUUCGGGAUUUCCUCAAUAUUCUUACCGACGUCUUCGCAAAAGAACCCCCAGUCGUGGCUCGACAACCACAAGCUCGGCCGCCCCCUGCGCAAGCGACCCCGACACCUCCUCCUCUCCCACCUCUGCCUCCCGGCAUGGGACCAUCCUCGCGACCUGGGACACAGAAUCCGCACUCUUCAGAACAGCCGCGUCCUCCUCCUCCGCCCCCGAAAGCCCCUCAGAAUGCCGCGCCAAACAGGCCACAAACUGGGCCACCCUUGCCUCCAAUUCCAGGACAAUCUCCUGCACAGUCUAAUCGAAUGUCACGCUACGACUCAGCUCCUCCUCUGCCACCACAAGUUGGGAGCCCAAAUGCGCAAGAUCCGCGAAUACCUCGCCCUCAAGAACAGAAUCCGACUCGUCAUAUGUCGCCUGCUGGACCGCCAAUGGCUGCGCAACCUAGAUAUGUGAAUGAAGCCCAGUCAUUUGCGCCUUCACCUCAACAACAAUGGCAGCAAAUGCCACCACAGCAUCAGCAAUAUCAACAACCUCCGACUUGGACCCAAGCUGCUCCACCACAGCCAAGUCCUGCGCAGCCACCUCCACCUCCUGAUCUACUAGACGAGCCCUUGGAACUAGCAUUGCCGAAUAACACAGUAGCGGCUCCUCCAAUCCCACCCAAUCCGGAGAAGGAUGCGCUUUUGCGACAGUUAGCCCAGACACUGUACUCUAUCAGAAUGCGCAGCAGACAGCAAAACGAUUCGAGUAUGGCCGGCUUACAAGCACAACGAACAGCAAUGUUGUCAACAAUACCUGCUUUCCAAGCUGAAGGUGGCCAAUUGGCGCAACUUUCAAAUGUACUCACGUCGAACUCUAAUAUUUUACAUGAUGCUCUUCAUAAAGCGGAUGCAGUCAUUGAGGGUUCUAAGAGCCACCCUGUGCCAGACGUCGAUGAGCUGCUUGUAGCUCCUACUGUGGUUGCAAACCAGCUUUACACGCUAGUGGCAGAAGAGAGAGCCCUUGGUGACGCCAUAUUCAUGCUCGGCCGGGCUGUCGAACGCGGGCGCAUUACGCCAGCAGUAUUUGCCAAGAUGACGAGGCAUCUCGCAAGAGAGUGGUACUUGAAAAAGGCAUUAGUGCGUAAGAUUGGACAAGGAAUGGGCCUAGCCGCAUGA
Fusarium poae is the source of this 1575-nucleotide messenger RNA. RefSeq lists its product as uncharacterized. Gene Ontology annotation, cellular component: ESCRT I complex. NCBI's taxonomy places the organism in Eukaryota, Fungi, Ascomycota, Sordariomycetes, Hypocreales, Nectriaceae. Gene Ontology annotation, molecular function: ubiquitin binding. The record is from RefSeq and is a predicted model, not a curated record. Gene Ontology annotation, biological process: endosome to lysosome transport; protein modification process; protein transport. The transcript is spliced from 4 exons. Bases 1 to 1575 code for a protein of 524 amino acids.